ACUUGGUCAAGUCUCUUCAUCUGCUUCUGCAAUCACACAGCCGAAUGUUUACAUCCCAGCGCCAGAGAACAAUAAUCGAAAUGGCUACAGGCCAGCGACUUCCAUUCGUCUGCCUCCCCGAACCCUACAAAACCCGCUAUCAAUUGAAGACCAUAUCUCAAAAUGGCUCCCAACGAAAUUUCAAGCUUGUCCUCGCCGAGCAGCAGAAUGAAGGACUCUCUCCUCCCCAACCACUUGAUCACAAAUCCCUGACCUUCACCGAGCCUAUCUCCAUUGACCGUUCAAAUACCCUCGCGGACUCAGACAACACGUCAUGGGCAAUCGCUCAAAGAGCGCCUACGGUUUGCCUUUCAUGGCAGUCGAAUCUUGCACCCACAGUGGGGCAGAUAUGGAUUGUCAUCUACGCCAUUGUUUCGUUGAGAAUGGAGUCUGAGCUUUUCACGGUCAGCCUUGCUGGUAAUGGAAAGGAGUCUCUCAUCCGGGAGCUGCAAGCUGUCGGUCUGGCGAGAGCCCAUCCUGUUCCAUCUAGCUCUCCUCGUCGGCGAGGUCAUCCUGCUCUUGAGGCUUUCAACUGCUCGGACUACCCACUCGUGGUUUCGCAAGCAGCUUUCUGGCAAGGCGCAGGGUCACCCUUCGGGCCUCGACCAGCUUGGGUGGCCAGUCCAUCACUUCACGAUUUUUCCCGGCGGGUGGUUGGCGAAUACCCUCUUCCACCGUUGGAGUACACUCUCACGACAAAACUCACAGAGCCACAGGUACAUACCCAUCAUCCCGUGCGGCCGGCGAAGCCCAGUCGGGGUGCGCUGAUUUACAGUCGAUAUAUCCCGCACUUGGAUGAGUUUUUCUCCAUGGUUCUGCUUGAUUACACAAACCCAGAGCAUCUCCAGUUGUUUCAUCAGUGGCAGAAUGACCCCCGGGUUGCCAAGGGGUGGAAUGAAACAGGAACUCUGGACCAGCAUAGAGAGUAUCUCCGGAGGAUUGAUGAGGAUCCUCAUCAAAUAGCCGUGCUAGCGAGGUUUAACGAUACCUUCUUUGCGUAUUUCGAAGUUUACUGGGCCAAGGAGGACCACCUCGGUGCGUACUAUGACGCUGGAGAUUUUGACCGCGGCCGGCACUCACUUGUCGGCGACGCGCGUUUCAGAGGCGCUCACCGCGUCAUGGCUUGGUGGUCAAGCUUGGUCCACUAUAUCUUCCUGGAUGAUCCGAGGACCCAAUGUGUUGUCGGAGAACCCAAAUACGUAAAUGCGACGGUACUGGCAUAUGACUUUGCGCACGGAUUUAAUGUUGAAAAGCUGAUCGACUUGCCCCAUAAACGAUCUGCAUUUGUGCGGUGUUCUCGGGACAAAUUCUUCCAGCUUUCGCCGUUCCGCUUUGACGAGGGCCUGAGUCUGAGUGGAGGGAAGAUCAAAAGCAAUCCGGAUCGGAUAUUGAAAUUGUAAAGUGUGUAUUUAAUCUAGGAAUAGUAUAGAAGUGUUACCCGAUACGGGAAGCCCGAACUCGCCGUUCAAGGAUCAAU
This is a messenger RNA of Monascus purpureus, 1516 nucleotides long. NCBI's taxonomy places the organism in Eukaryota, Fungi, Ascomycota, Eurotiomycetes, Eurotiales, Aspergillaceae. The record is from the annotation of a GenBank genome assembly.